This is a messenger RNA of Mercenaria mercenaria, 3810 nucleotides long. RefSeq lists its product as uncharacterized. The record is from RefSeq and is a predicted model, not a curated record. Lineage: Eukaryota; Metazoa; Mollusca; Bivalvia; Venerida; Veneridae. The transcript has 3 exons. Bases 198 to 935 code for a protein of 245 amino acids.
CCGCAUUAUGUUUACAAAUUCCCAAUUCCCGGUAAAAGUGGCAACAAAACAAACAUAAAUGGAAAACACUUUAUGACUUUUGAUUGAAGCAGCUUUAUACUGUCAUAGGACGAUUCGACAUUCCCUUUUGAACCAAAAAAUGCAGUUAUGACUUAAAAGUUAAAUCAGGAGAGAAUAAGUGCUAUGUAUGAGGCAAGAUGUCAAAAAAUAUUCACAGUGGGUGUUACUGUUGUGGGGUGACGCCUUCAGCAAGGAUGGAUAUAGAUGCAGCGCUUGAUGAACUGGGAAUGCUGAGCAGUGUAACAGAGAGCCGAAAACAGUACAUGCAGGAAAGAAUGAGAACAAGAAGUGAAAGUGCAUUGAUAACAAAACGUCAAAUGUAUCCCAAAUCUCACAGUCUACCAGCCAGCUCAGCCUCUUCAAGCUAUCAAAUAGUUCACUUAGACACUAAAUAUAUAACCGGAUUUACUGAUACUCCAAAUCCGGAGGAUAUGAAAUCCAGUAUUAGACAGUUGCCGCAGUCUUCAACUGAUGAAGUGUUUGUCGAUUAUUCAAAAGAUUACAGAACGCAGCAAGAGAAUAUGGAUUCAGCUGCCGAACAAAGGAGGAAAAUGAGGCUGAAAUUUAAACGUGAAGACAUAUCAGCGCGUAAUAGGAGACUACUGGCUCGGAAACGGGCUAAACAACCAUAUGAAGUUCCCUGGAGACUGACUCAAUCUUUCCAAGAUAGCUUAUUGUCACGUUCAGAUGACAUUCCGGAAUCUAAGUCAAAUUCUUCCUCUCCAGUUAAACCGUUGAAUCCAGAAUCUCUAACAAGGUCAAGGUCAUUGGAUAAUAUUGAUUUUUCGGCGUUCUUUAUCUCUGAGAAUCGCGAUAGACAAGAUAUUGACAAUGUAGCAUCUGGUCUUAAAAAUCUAAAUUUUUCUGAUACUUAACAGCUGUGGUUUAAUGUGUUAAGUUAUAGCUUUUUUUUCUUUAAUUUAUCCUACAGUAUGUCCUGUGAGUAUGAGAUAUUACAUGUCAGUAUUCUCAUUCAAGUUAAUUGCUUAUCUUGUUACUGUAAAAGCACAUAUUUUCGCAAGGUCAUAAUUUAGCAUACUUGAAAUAUUUUUCGUGAGGUUUAUUACUCAUGAGAUUGUUAAGUAGAGUUAGCCUGCUUAAAUCGGCUUUUUAAUAAGUCUGUGUCCAUAAAACUUACACAUUGUGAAGCGUUAACUGGUUUAAUUAAAUACAUUACAUACAUGUACAUGACAUACAAAAGUAAUUAUAUGAUUUCUAAAUUAAAUAUUUAUGUAAUUCUCUUCAUCAUCAAAUUAUGAUAUCCUUAAGUAGUUAUGGAAAACUUGGAACAUGUCCGAUUUUCAGCACGACUAUAUGAAGUAUGUGGAGAGCUAACCUACUCAACCUGGCAUCGGCAUCUGCAUCCUUCCGCGUCCCCACCUUGGUUAAAGUUUUUUUUUACACUUUCUCUUUUUUUCUCCGUACCUCUGUAAUUACAUGUACUUGAUGGAUUUGUUUCAAACUUAAAAUAGUUAUUCCUUAUUAUCACCCACAUCAUAUGGCACAAGGGCCAUAACUCUCACACCAAUAUUUCAUGAAUUAUCCCCUCUUUUUACUUAGAAUUUCAUGUUAAAGUUUUGAUGCACUUUCACUGUAUCUUAAUUAUUACGAAAUGGAUUUGAUUCAAACUAAAAGUAAUUGUUCCACAUCAUCUCCCACAUCAUAUGACACAAGGUACAUACCGGUAACUCUGGUACCAAUAUUUAAUGAAUUAUCCCCCACUUUUACUCAGAAUUUCAGGUUAAAGUUUUGAUGCACUUUCACUUUAUCUCAGUUAUUUCUAAAUGGAUUUGAUUUAAACUUAAAAUAGUUGUUCAGCAUCAUCACCCACAUCAUAUGACACAAGAGCCAUGACUCUUGCUCCAAUAUUUCAUGAAUUAUCUCCCCUUUUUUAGCUCACCUGUCACGAAGUGACAAGGUGAGCUGUUGUGACCGCUUGAUGUCCGUCGUCCAUCGUGCAUAGUCCGUCGUCCAUCGUCCGUCGUCAGUCAACAAUUUCUAAAAAAAUCUUCUUCUUGAAAACCACUGGGCAGAAUUACACAAAACUUCACAGGAAUUAGCCUUGGGUGGCCCCCUUGCAAAAUUAUUCAAAGAAUUGAAUUCCAUGCAGAACUCUGGUUGCCAUGGUAACUGAAAGGAAAAACUUUAAAAAUUUUCUUGUCCAAAACCACAGGGCGCUAGGGCUCUGAUAUCUGGUGUGUAGCAUCAUCUAGUGGUCCUCUACCAAAAUUGUUCAAAUUAUCCCCUAGGAUCAAAUAUGGCCCCACCCCGGGGGUCACAUGGUUUAUAUAGACUUAUAUAAAUCUUCUUGUACAAAACCACAUGGCCUAGGGCUUUGAUAUUUGGUAUGUAGCAUCAUCUAGUGGUCCUCUACCAAGAUUGUUCAAAUUAUCCCCCUAGGGUCAAAUAUGGCCCUGCCCCGGGGAUCACAUGGUUUAUAUAGAUUUAUAUAGGGAAAACUUUGAAAAUCUUCUUAUAGACUUAUAUAAAUCUUCUUGUACAAAACCACAUGGCCUAGGGCUUUGAUAUUUGGUAUGUAGCAUCAUCUAGUGGUCCUUUACCAAGAUUAUUCAAAUUAUCCCCCUUGGAUCAAAUAUGGCCCCGCCCCGGGGGUCCCAAGUUUUACAUAGACUUAUAUAGGAAAAAGCUUUAAAAAUCUUCUUGUCUGAAACCAUACGACCUAGGCUUUUGAUAUUUGGUAUGAUGCAUUGUCUAUUAGUCCUCUACCAAAAUUAUACAAAUUAUGCCCCUGGGGUCACUUAGUUAUUAUUUGAGUUAUAUAGGAAAAAUACUUUAAAAAUCAUCUGAUCCUAUUUCCAAGACUGUUUCAUUAUAAUUACCUGAUGACCCCAAGUGGUAUGAUGUCACUUGACUGUGACCUUGACCUACUGACCUACUUUUUUGCUUUUUAAGAUACAGCCUUGAAAUUUUGAUGACAUACACAGUUUUGCACACAAAUUGUAAAACUGAAUUUCAUUGACCAUGAAUGUGACCUACUGACUUUCUUAAUAUUUUAUCAUCAGUUUGACAUUUGAAACACGUAACUCAAUGAUAUUACUCAGGUGAGCGAUCCACAUAAUCACCCACAUCCUAUGACAAAAGGUGCAUAACUCUUGCACCAAAUUAUAUGAAUUAUGUCCCCUUUUUGAUUAGAAUUAUACUUAGUGUUUUGAUAGACUUUAUCUUUAUCUCUCUUAUAACUUGAUAUUUUUGACACAGACUCAAGCCAUUGUGCAGUAUCUUCAUCUACCACUGGAGUCAUUAAACACUCCAUUGACAGCUCCAGCUUCCUCAGAUGUGCCCAGUUUCACUAUCCAACAUCAAAAUAGUCGAGCGCGCUGUCUCCUGUGACAGCUCUUGUUGUAAAUAUUGCCAUUUGCAUUUGAUAUGUUGUGCAAUGUUUGCAUAAUGACAAUAUAUUUCCUGAUUUGCUUUAUUCUAAUGGUUAAUAUUUAUGUUUGCGAGGGUGAGGAACCUCUCAAAUGUAGAGAAAACUAAACCCUGUGAAAAUUUCUGCUUUUACAGCAAGAUGAAAAUUGUUUAAAGUAUUUCAAGAGACUUUUUUUUGCUAUUUAUUUAAGAAAAUACAAACCAUUUUUAGAAAACAUAAAAUUAACAUAUUUAUAUUUAUUUGUAUUAACAGUACUAUGUAUUAGGCUUAAAUAGUACACAUUUACAUGUAUGCAUUGUAUAGCUAAAUACAGCGGAGAUCUAUAUGUAAUACCAAUAAAAGAAGUGGAAGUUUUUUUU